UGGGCGGAGGAAAAGCCAGAGGGAAGGGGGAGGGCGUUAAAAAAAUCCAAACAAAGCCAGGAGGGUGAAUAAAAAACGGCGAAGCGCGGAAUAAGCCGCGCGCGGAGAGACCCGGAGGACGGCGCGGUGGCGAGUCGGAGCCGGCGAGCACGAUGAGUCCUUCGCUUGCGGGCCCUGAGGCGAAGGGCGGAGAGCGGCUCUGUGGCGACGGCGGCAGCCCCGGCAGCGCUGGGCGCUCUCUAUGACACCCCCCCUCGCCAGGCUUCUUCGGGGAGGGUCGCGGUCGCCGCCCGUGAGCAGAUCACGACGACGCCCCCCCUCCGGUUCUCGUGUGAGGGAAGGGCUGCAACCCCCCCCGCCCCCGCACCACUGUUGUGACUGUUUCUUCUGUGGCGUCUGUGUGGAAAGUGCCACACACACUCCAGAACAACAACGGCUUUUGCUUGUAUCUUCCAGUGUUUCUUUUGUCAGCGAGUUCAGCAAAGUUGUAAUUCAAGUGCCAGCCCGGAUCAGAGUGAGGAACCCGUAACAGAGAUGGUAAAAAUGACAAAAUCCAAAACGUUCCAGGCUUAUCUGCCAAACUGUCAUCGAACUUACAGCUGUAUCCACUGCAGAGCCCAUCUAGCCAAUCAUGAUGAACUGAUUUCCAAGUCCUUUCAGGGAAGCCAGGGGCGAGCCUACCUCUUUAAUUCAGUGGUGAAUGUGGGCUGCGGUCCCGCAGAAGAGAGAGUUCUUCUGACAGGCUUGCAUGCAGUAGCAGAUAUUUAUUGUGAAAACUGCAAAACCACUCUUGGGUGGAAAUACGAGCACGCGUUUGAGAGCAGUCAGAAGUACAAAGAAGGAAAAUUCAUCAUUGAACUUGCCCACAUGAUCAAAGACAAUGGCUGGGAGUAAAAUUGGAAUAUGCUCAUUCUUUCUGGACAAUAUGGGGAACGUGCUUUCUAGAGACUAAUGCAGACAAACAAGACAAAAAAAAAAGGAUUUUGGUUGAGGUGGCUGAGAAAAUCACUGAAUUUUUGAAACCUCCAAAAUAAGUAGUGUAAUUUGUGUCCCUCCACACCUUCCAGGCCAUGUUUUUGCCUUCUCCUCUUUGUGUAAGUUUCCCUCUUUUGUAUAUGUAUUCCUGUGUGAACAGUUUUGGACGAACUUUUUUCUAAGCUCCUAACUGCUAGCAGAAUAGUCCCUCAAUGGCACAUUGGUUUUACUGGCUGGCAUCUACCUUUCGACCUCUGAACACUCCUUUCCACUGUGCAUGCUCUCUCUGCCUCCUCCUGUCCCCCGUGGGGAUGGGAGCUGGUUCUCUCUCCUUCAUACGUAGCAAUUUCCGAGGUCUUUUUGCAGUGCAAAGGAUACAUCGUUGUAGUGGCCAUUACUGCUUUGGAUAAUUGUGCCCCACCUGCAACUUGCAGACAUAUUUGGCCAGGCUGGUAAAGGCUCAGUCAGUUGUACUGACUGAUAUUAGGGAAGGUUUUCUUUUUAAAAAAAUGGUUUGUUUUUAAACAGACAGGGAAAGGUCGGACAAUAACUUGCAAGAAUAACUAAUACUGUAGAAUAUAUGAAAACCUGAAUCAAUACAUUCCUAAGAAAGUAAAGCUUUGGUCUGUUCAGGAAGAGUUUCUUGCAAAGUCUUUGAAAUCAAAGGGCACAAAUAUAUGCAGCUGUUGUUUUUAAGACGUCAGUGUAAAAUGUUUUUGGUACCGUCCCUUUCGCUGGGACUUGUACUCCAUUUUGAGGUUGUAUGGCUGGUUCCAUGUCGCUAUCUAGUGUUAAUGCACUGGGCAAAGAGGUUGAUAUUAGUGAAGCACGCUGCUGCUGCAGCGGCAGCGGCGGCACUUAGACACAAAACGUGUUUUUGCGCAGAGAAAUGGCCAGAGGCUGCAGUUGUACAGCUGUUGCCCGCGGAAGGUGGGAAGUUGGCAAGCAGAUGAGAAAGUGGCAAGUCAACUUCAUCUCUUCAUAAAAUAGCAAAAAUAGUUUUUUAAAAGGGGAAGGGGGGGUGCUUGAUUUGCUGGCUGAAUCACUCCCAAACUCAUGUUUUGUAAUAAACUGUUAUGUGAAACAAACAUCAUAUUGUAAUUUUUCCCAGCUGCUGCUGUUUUUUUAAAGCGGGGUGACCCAAGCAGACACUUUUGUGACAUGAUUGCGAACGCAACGGUUUGAGGAGGGAACUUGUGCGCACCCAAGGGAUUCGUUUUUUUUAAAUGUCAGGGGGUUUUGCAUUCAUCUGUGUUCUGAAAUUUGCAAGAAGAGAAACUUACGGGAGAACCUUUUACACUAACACUACAUAACCGCCGCUAAUAGCAUGAAUCACAAGAAAGCCUUGUCUUGAAAACUCUGUUCCUUCCUAAUUUGUGGCACUUUUCAGUGUUCUCUCCUUGCUGGCUGCUUCUAACAUCCUCUGAUGGGGCUUUCAAACUUCCAUUGCACUUUACCUAUACCUUUCAUGUAGGAGUCAUCUUUCUCUAAAGAUAAGUCUUUUUUUCCCCCUUGUGGCUUAGGAAUUCUUUCCCAAUUUAAAAUAUCUGGGAAGUAAUAUGGUUACACUGUGAUGCAAAAAAAAAAAAGGAUAUUGAAGAUUAUCUAUAUAGUUACCUCUUAGGCAUUCAGAUCCAAAGAGCUGUAUCAGUGACAGCUAGGUUCAGAUUUUGUGUUACCGAACAACUUUUAUUCUGGUGCUUUAUUUAAAUGCGAAUGAGUUUGGAUCCGUGAAUCUUCAGUACAGUACUUGGUCGCAAGUGCAAGAUUAACCUUGAUUUGCUUCCAGACAGAUGCUUUUUUCAAUGACUGUAGACAAGAAGUUCUUUGAAGAGGAAGUACUUCCUAGCGUUGAGGCUUGACUCUAUGGUAACUGGUUUAGUCUUACCGUUCCUCGUGCCAUUGCUGUUGAUCUUUCUGGUUGGUUUGGCCUGUCGAAGCGAAAUCCAGCAUGGGAGUUUCUAGAGCGAGCACUUUGUGUUAAAUACCACGCUCAAAUCGAUUGGCGGCUUCGCAUGAGCACCUCUCUUGUGGUGAGUCGCGCUGGCAUAAGCGUAAUCCAACAACUGGAAAGUGCAGUAUUAUCCCUUUUUUCGCUUUGUUAGACUUUGAUUUGGAGGCUUAGUUUUCUCCUUCUCCUUUUCUUCCCUUCAUUGCUUACGGCUGAAAGAAUAAAUAACUUGAAUUAUCUUCCCUCUGGUACAACAUCAUUGCCAACCACUGAAAUACCAAUGUUGUAAGCAGUAAACCAUUUUGUGUUGGUUCCCGAAUCUAGCUGUAAAAAGCACCAUCUUUGGAAGCUUUCCUAGGUGCAUAUAUGUUUUUCAGCCGCUUGGCUAUGACUGGUGCAAAUUUAGAGUGGAGGAGUGUGAGAUGGAACAACGCAAGGGGCAAAUCUUUGGCGAGUCAGUCAGCCUCUUUUUCAUCAGUGCAUUAUUUGUAUUCCAAGUAUACGUCAGCCAAGGGGAUGUACCACUUUAUGUGCAAAUGCGUGCAACUGAAGCUGACAGCUUUUUAAAAGAUGGAACAAGCACUUGGGGGAAGGUGUGGUUGACAGCGAGAGGGAGGCGUAUUUAUCCUUUUGUUGCAUCCAGUUUUUCCCCUUGCAAUGGCAAGCAUGCAUGUGAAACUCGGGGAGAGGGGGAAUACUAGACCUGGAAUGAAGACAGCAUUGAGCCCCAUCAUUUUGCUACUGUUUUUCCACUCUCGACUCUCCAUCCAAGGGCUUCAGCUGCAUUCAUUUGCAAGGAUCCUGGGGCUCUUCUCCAAAACAUUGAGAUGAUCUGGAUGCCAAAAGCUGAGGUUUAGACAGGCUGGCACUCAGAAUAUCAGACCACAGAUGAAUAUAACACUGGUGCAAACAAGCGGGUUAAGAGUACCUAAUAGAGUAAUAUUUUAUGAUUCUGAAAAAGGGAUGGGAGAUUUAUGGAGAAUCUAAAACUGAUACUGCAGGUAUCAAGUAGCAUCUCGGGUGGGUGGGAUUGACAGGUAACUAUUUCACAUUGGAGGAGACUCUAAAAUUAGCUGCUGUGAUUUGGCAGUUUUGGUGAAAGUUGAUUCCAGAUACUGAUUGAUGUUGGUUGAAUAUAUAUAAAGAUCAGUCUGGUUACUGACAUUUCCAGCAUUACAUACAAACAUAAUACUUGAAGAGCAUUUUACAAAGCAUUUUUUUCCCUGUAACCAUUUUUUUUGUAAUGUAUUGUAUUUAAGGUUUUUGUGUGUUCUUUCUGGGCAAGUGUACACUUCCCCUCUGACUUGAGCACUUUUUGUUUCCUGUUAUAUUUUAUUACUGUUGGUCUUAACAUUUAUUUUAUAUUUUUUUAAAUAAAUCAUAACAAUUGGGGGGGGGGGCAUGAAGUUUGAGUGUGUUACCUAUUAGGGUUUUGCGUUUUGUUCUGGAUUAUAUGAACGGACUACAAGCUGGUUCUUGGAAAGAAUGUUCAUUUGCACAGAUGAGAAUGUGCUAGCAAAAAUGUACACGUAUUGAAGUAUUUUUCCCCCCCUUUGAACUCAAAACCCAACACGAUCACCAAACAGUGAGGACCAGUUUGGUUGCUUUAAAACCUCAGACUCCGCGGAUGGAGCUGCGUGGGGGAAGGGGCAUCAUAGCCUGAGCAGCCAGCCUGACAGACACAGAGACUUGCCCCAAGGAUGAAGGCAGAAGCCACGACCACUGAGGCUGGUUGCACUAGAUUGGAUGUUUCUUCCUCCCGCGACCCCAUCUUUGGGGCAUGCUGUGCAUGGAGGAUUUUGAUACAUCUCAAAUGACCUUGUGGAUGACCUGUCUCUUGUUUCCUAGUUCCUGUGGCUUGAACGUUACUGUACUGAAAACUGGCUCAAAUGUGGCCACGUAGUCCUCUGUCUUAAUAACCUUUGCUGCUUUUUAACCAUUGGGAAGAAAACACCACCCUUCCAACCUCUUUUAAAUGGCAGUGCUCACUCCAUGUUCCAACUGAGGGCUUGCUUUUCCGCCUGAUUGUUUUGUACAUGUCGGUUUGAUUUGGUGUACUAACUGCCAUAAAUCUCCUAUUUUAACAAUCCGCAGCAUUUCUCUGGCCUCGGCCUGCGAUAAAAGGCGGGGCUAAAGAGAGCAGCUUUUUUUCUUUCAUCUGUCACUUUAUAGGCAUCAUGGUUUGAAGAAAGAUCUGUCCUGAAGUUUGUCCUAUUGCACAUCUUAAAACGUGGCAAGUGAAAAUUUUCCCAUCUUUUAAUUGGUUCAACUUGCUUUGGCGUCUUAUCUCUGAGGGCCAUGUGGCAGUAGUUGGAAGUUUACAAAGUUGAGAUUAAAUCAAAGUAAUAGUAGUUACCUUUUCGGAGAAAAAAAGAGGCCCCCCUGCGUUAGAAUUAGCAGGAAUGCCUCAUUUGAUUUUGAAUGUGUUUGCCAAGACAUUACAAAACAUUGAUAUCUUAUUGUCUGCCACGAUAACUUCUGUUUAUUAUUGUCAUACCCAGGUAGCUGCAUGCUUUAAAAACAUUUAGGUUAUACGAGGGGAGUGAGUAUGGAAGCAGGCAUCCAAACAAAUGAUUUAGUAGCAUCAUGUACUGUACUAUUUGUAUAAACCAACUAGUAAGAUAACUUAUUUGUUGUAAAGAGCAGGAAUUUCAGAAACCUCAUAAGGUCAAACACAUGAGUCACAGGUGACUGUUGAUGUGCCUCAUUGCUAGAACACUUUUGAAAAUGCUUUCUUUUGCAGCUGACGUGGCUUCCUGGUUUUCGUCUUAGCAAUACUGUACACAAUUCGUUGUUUCAUUUUGUUGUAUCUAUUUGAGGUAUCACAAUAAAAGCUUUCAGUUUUAUUGAA
This is a messenger RNA of Sphaerodactylus townsendi, 5777 nucleotides long. It is a transcript of the gene YPEL1, whose product is annotated as yippee like 1. The record is from RefSeq and is a predicted model, not a curated record. The transcript has 5 exons. Lineage: Eukaryota; Metazoa; Chordata; Lepidosauria; Squamata; Sphaerodactylidae. Bases 535 to 894 code for a protein of 119 amino acids.